CAUUAGCCGGUUUCAAAAUCUCUGCUCUCUACUCUACCCUUAUCCUCUUUCCUCCUCAUAAACCCUUCUCUUUCCCCUUUGCUUCUUCACUCAAUACCCUAGAGAGUAGAUAACACACCAUACACCAACUAUGUCUUGUGUUACCAAACCCUUAACCAAGACUUUAUCCAUGGCAACCAAUGGUUGCCUUAUCUCUCUCCCUCCUUUCUUCACCACCACCAAAUCCCUUUCUUUUCUUUCCACCCCAUUAAAACCUAUCUCCCUUUCUUCCUCAUUCUCCCCUUCAUUAUCCCUUAAAAAGAACACCACAAAAUUCCCAACUUUUGUUUCUGUUCAAGAAGAUGACAGCCCCAUUGUUCUUGAUGACCAAGAACAAAGUGGGGAAUCUUUUAGUUUGGAUUUUGAAGGUGGCGGUGAACAAGAAGAAGUUGUUGUUGAUGAUGAAGGUGAGGUUGAGGAGUAUCAAGAACCUUCUGAGGAUGCUAAAUUGUUUGUUGGGAAUUUACCUUAUGAGAUUGAUAGUGAGGGGUUGGCUCAGCUUUUCCAACAGGCUGGUGUUGUUGAGAUUGCUGAGGUUAUUUACAAUAGGGAGACUGAUAGGAGCCGUGGAUUCGGGUUUGUUACGAUGAGCACUGUCGAAGAAGCUGAGAAAGCUGUGGUGUUGUUAAACCGUUAUGAUCUCAAUGGAAGGCUCUUGACAGUCAACAAAGCUGCUCGAAGAGGUGAACAGCCAGAACGUCCACCUAGAACAUUUCAGCCUACUUACAGAAUCUAUGUUGGCAACAUCCCAUGGGACAUUGAUGAUGCACGCCUUGAGCAAGUCUUCAGUGAACAUGGCAAAGUAGUAAGUGCUCGAGUGGUUUAUGACAGAGAGUCUGGACGGUCACGAGGCUUUGGUUUUGUGACAAUGUCAAGUGAAGCUGAGAUGAGUGAAGCAAUCGCCAACCUUGAUGGACAGAAUUUGGAUGGGAGGACAAUCAGGGUAAAUGCUGCUGAAGAAAGACCUAGGCGCAACAUGUAUUGAUUUUGAUCAUACAUUUGUUUGUUAAUUGACCAGAUUUUCAUUGAACGUCUUUAAUUUAGCUCUCUUUCUUGUAUGUUUUUAUAUUUGAGUACUUAUAUAGGCACGGCAACUUCUUUUU
Lycium ferocissimum is the source of this 1142-nucleotide messenger RNA. RefSeq names its product 28 kDa ribonucleoprotein, chloroplastic-like. Bases 131 to 1024 code for a protein of 297 amino acids. Gene Ontology annotation, cellular component: cytosol. Gene Ontology annotation, molecular function: mRNA binding. Lineage: Eukaryota; Viridiplantae; Streptophyta; Magnoliopsida; Solanales; Solanaceae. The transcript is spliced from 4 exons. The record is from RefSeq and is a predicted model, not a curated record.